AUCAAAUAUAGAGCCUAUACUCUGCUUCUAAAUAAUGAUCAGUGGAUCUAGAUAAGUUACAAUAGAUCUAGACUCUCUGUUAUUCUAGCAUUUGCAGUAGGGGCAUAGUAACCAUGGUAUUCAGUGUUUUGAUAGUUAGAGUUUGAAGUCUAGAUUUAGUGCUUCAAAAUGGCUACUCGUUCUCUUUCAUGCAGUGUGUGCUUGGAGAUGUAUACAGAUCCUCGUGUCCUGCCUUGCCUUCAUGUAUAUUGUCUACAUUGUAUUGAGGGUCUUGUUAUUGAUUCUAAUGUAACUUGCCCUCAAUGCAGAGCCAAGCACCCAGUAGAAAAUAACCAGGUCAAUUUCCCUGUCGAUCUGUUGAUUCUUUCAGGUUUGGAGGAGUCUAUGGGCAAAUCAAAAGAGGAGAAAAAGAUAUGUGGGUUCUGCACAGAAGGAGAUGCUGCCAAAGGCUAUUGUGGGGAUUGUCAAGAAUACCUUUGCCAGUAUUGUUGGAACGUUCACAAGAGAAGUAAAAUGUUUCUUCGUCAUAAAGUUUUGCCAGCUGAUGAAGUUUUAUUAAGCAAGGCACCUGCCAUAUUCAAACACCCAGCAACUUGCAUCAGUCAUCCUGAAUACAAGCUGGAGGUGUAUUGUAAAACCUGUGUCUCACUCGUUUGUUGUAAAUGUAUACUGGGAUCAGGACACAAAGGUCAUAAGCAUGCGUUAAUUGAAGAGGCCAAAGAAGAAGUUAAAGAAAAGAUUCAAUCACUUUCAGAAGCUGCUCUUUUGAAAGAAUCCACUGUUGAAUUUUGCAUGAAGCUCGUGACAAUAAUUGAAGGAAAAGCUCUUAGCCAACAAGAGGAAUUCCGUCAAAAAGUUAAAACUUUUAUUGAAGUUUUGACAUUGUGGGUUGAAGAAGUAUUUACUGAGGAUAAUAAAAAGAUAUGGGCAGCAAGCAAUGAUCUGCAAACAAUUUUAUGCUCAUGCUCUUCUGGCUGGACAGGGUCAUCCUGCUCAGACGAUAUCGUUGAGUGCUCUAGUAACAAUGGAGGCUGUGCUCAGCACUGCUCCAACAGUGAAGGCUCUUAUUCCUGCUAUUGCUCCAGUGGAUAUAACUUAGCUACAGAUGGACAUUCAUGUGUAGAUAUCAAUGAGUGUAAUACCAAUAAUGGUGGCUGUAGUUAUUCGUGCGCCAACAAUGAUGGCUCUUACACAUGUUCUUGCCGUAAUGGGUAUCAUCUAGGCAAUGAUGAUCAUACUUGUGUUGAUACUAAUGAGUGUUUGAAUAAUAAUGGUGGCUGCAGUGACAACUGUAAUAAUAGUCCUGGUUCUUACUCUUGCUCCUGUAAUAGCAACUAUUAUUUGACUACAGAUAAGCACACUUGCUUAGACAUUAAUGAGUGUACUAAUGGAGCUGUUGGUAUUGGUAUCAACAAUGGUACUAAUUGGUGUGAGCAAUUAUGUGUCAAUACACCAGGAAGCUAUAGAUGUGACUGCCAUCCUGGUUACAUACUCAACAGUGACAAUGAAACAUGCUCAGAUAUAAACGAGUGUUUGGAUAAUAAUGGGGACUGUAGUCAAAUAUGUACAAACACGCCAGGAUCACACAUCUGUUCCUGCCAAAGUGGCUACACACUAUUAGAGGACAAAACAUCUUGUACAGAUCACUGUGAGUGUUGUACUGGUGCUGAUGAUUGUCAGCAUGUGUGUCACAAUACUGCUGGAAGCUACUACUGUACAUGCUGGUCUGGCUAUCGUGUCUCAGCUACUAAUUCAAGUGCUUGUGAAGAUAUCAAUGAAUGUAGUGAUGGCAGUUCAGGCUGUGAUCAAGUGUGUGUGAAUGAGAUUGGUGGAUACAACUGUUCAUGUCUUGAUGGGUAUAAUCUAUUGCCUAAUGGACACUCAUGUGAAGAUAUUAAUGAGUGCAACAAUUCUAAUGGAGGUUGUGAGCACAGUUGUAUUAACACCCCUGGUUCUCAUUACUGUGAAUGCCAGUCUGGCUACUACAUUAGUACUAAUAACAGAUCCUGCUUAGAUAUUGAUGAGUGUACUACUAAUGCGUCUAAUUGCUCUCAAAUUUGCGUAAACAAUGUUGGUAGCUAUACUUGUUCAUGCCAUCAAGGCUAUAUCAUUAAUAGUGACGGAGUAUCGUGUGACGAUGUUAAUGAAUGUUCAAAUAGUAAUGGGGGAUGUCAACACAGCUGUGUCAACAUUGUCGGUUCCUAUAUAUGCCAAUGUAAUCCAGGAUACAGGAUACAUAAUAAUGGUUAUUCUUGUGUGGAUAUUGAUGAAUGUACAAGCAAUACAUCAAAUUGUUCUCAAGUCUGCAUUAACAGUAUUGGUGGGUUCUCUUGCGAUUGCUUUGUGGGAUAUACUUUAAAUACAAAUAAAGCAUCAUGUGACGAUAUUAAUGAGUGCUUGAGUGAUAAUGGAGGAUGCCAACAGAUAUGUAUCAAUACAGUAGGAUCAUACGACUGUCAGUGUCGUCAGGGAUACAGUAAAAAUAUCUCCUCAUGCAUAGCUCUUGAUUGUCCAGUGAUAGCAGCACCAAUGAAUGGGCACAUGAGCUGUAGUGGAGAGCAAGUGACCGAUCAAAACUGCACGUUUUGGUGUGACCCUGGUUACAAUAUAUCCGGAUCAUCAUUCAGAACAUGUCUGGGGUCGAAUCAAUCCUGGUCGGGGAAAGAUACAAGUUGCUCUAAAUCACAAUGUCCUCCUUUAGCUAGUAAUGAGAAUACAUAUGUUGCGUAUCCCUGCAGUAAUGAGUACUUGGACAACUGUGAGUUGUACUGUGAGACAGGGUACAUCAAUGAUAAUGUUGAAAUUAUCUGGAGUCAAACAUGCAAUGUCACUGGAGCCCAAUCAGAAGCAGUAGACUGGUACCCGAAUCAAGCAUGCAAAGGACGAAAUGUUUGUGAGCCUAAUCCUUGCAUGCCAGGAACGUGCUCAGUAGAAGAGGAUGCUAUUAAUUGUGAUUGCUCUGAUACAUACUACACUGGAGAGAGAUGUCAGUUAGGCUAUGCUGUGGCCCAGCCUGUACCUCCACUAGUAAAGGGCAGUAGUGAAGAAGUUACUUUAACUUCCAAACCAUUGAUUCAAACAAUAGUAUCAAUCACUGCUAAUGAUAACAGCUCGCUUGGUAUUAAUAAACAAAUGAUAAGUCUAAGUCCUCAAUCAAGCAGUGGGUCUUAUACUGUACAAGCUAAUAAAUCUGGUCUCUAUAGAGUUAGCUAUGAUGCUAUUCCUGGUUCAUUAUACAUCAAACCUGAUGAUACCAUAAUUCUGGUUACUGAACGCUCUCGUGGAGAAGAGCCUGAUUAUUUCACAUCUCAAGGACUACAAAGUGGUCAUCUUGGAGUAGGUUGCUGUAGCAAACAACUCACUUUAUCAUUAGAGCAGUGUUUUUCUAACCUCACGUUACAUUCUUAUUGUCAAUGGAACCAAACGGAAAGUAGUACUGAUGGCGUAGUUCAUCUCAGUAUUGCUUCAUUGUAUCUACCAGUCUCCAUUGCAGGAGUAAAGGUGCUCAAUUCUCUUCCUUUAUUUCUUGAUACUCACUAUUCUACUCAUCAGUGUCUGACUUGUGAUAAAGCACCAAAUCAACACUGUCAUACACCUUCAUUGAUAAUGGAUUAUAACAGUAACAUUAUUCAAACCAUGCUUCAGUAUAAGAGCCUAUCCGUUUCAUUAUUUUCUUCUAUCAAAAAUUUCCUCCCAUCAUGGUUAAAGAUUGAAGUACACUCAUUGGCUUCUUCAUCAUAUUCAGUUUACGAUUUUAUGACGUUUAUAGGAACAGCUGAGGAGGUGAAGAGACUUCCUGGUUGUGAUAAAAUUGAGCUAGCAGACACAAGUGCAUUAAUAUACACACACAGAACAACUUCACUUCUACAAGUUACUAUCAAUUCUCACCCAGCUUUUUAUCAUGCACAGCCAGUCAGUCCACUUUGUACUAUUAUUGAUGUGUGUAGUGGACUAGCUCCAACUCUAAAAUUGGCAAUACCUCCAUCGCUAGUUUCAAAGAAUAACGCUGCAUCAAUACGUCCUUUAAAUAUAUUUAUAGCUGGUAAUGCUCAAGUCAAUUUCCAAAGCAUUUCCCUACAAGAGGAUGGUAUUAUUGCACCAGAGCUACAAGAACAAUUAGUGUACUGGAAUGGUAAACAUCGCUUUAGGCCCACACUCCCAACACACUAUCAAUAUAAACUUAAUAUUAACUUUCAAAAAACAUUUACUGGGCAAAAUCUUGAAGCAGAUGUCAAAUUUAAAGGAUCAGUUUAUUAUCAGCCUAAUGCUACAAUAAAAGAGGUUCCUGGGUUAUUAGUAGGAAAGAUUUCUCUUAAUGUAACUACAAUUACUAAUCAAAAAUCUGUUAAUCUAAUGUUAACUUCUGAUGAAUAUCCAGCCAUCUUUACCUAUCCAAUUGAAGGGGCUUCAUAUGAAAAUUUGCCAGUUGGUUUAUCAGCAAUACUGAAAUACAAUGAACAGUUAACUGAUUCAUUCUAUCGUGAUCACUUUUCUAUUCCUCAAUCAGUGGUUGAUUGUCAAAUCCUUGCUUUCCUUAGCUUUGAUGAAUCUUUGAAUAUCAACAAUGUUAGUUUCACCACUGACUGCUUCACUCUCAGCAUUGGUAGUCUUCACUUUCAGGAAGGGCUAAGACACAAUAUUCUCCUGCCUGGUAGUACCACUCAAGACCCAUCCGUGUCGUUAAUAGUAACAUCCUAUCGAUUAUCAGACAGUCCUUACAAAUUUGGAAGAUUCUCAUUUUUAAAUACAAAUAAUGGUCCAGUUCUUAAGGUAAUGUAUAGCUCCAGUACCAAUAAAUUGAGAGGUACACUGUAUUCUGUCAAUAUCUCACUCCUCAACUCUCAUUCAAUAAGCAACAUUAGCAUAGCAAACAAUCAAAUGACUUUUCAAGCGCAAGCAAAAGUUUUUAUGAAUUAUGAUACACGCAUUAUUGGAAGUCUUGCAACAAAUAACAGUGUUAACAUUGAGCUUAAUGGGGAAUUCGUUGGAACUUUCCGUUCUGACGUUUCAUCCUAUAUUUCACAACACUUGCAAAAUGAGUUAAAUGAUGUCAUUAAAAGGAGUAACAGUGCAAUAGACAGUGUUGAGAUUUCUGAAGAAUGGCGUGAUGAACUGUAUCUUCAACUAACUGACAAUAAUGACAAAUUAUUGCAAGAAGAGAAACAGCUCAAAGAAGACAACAAAUCGUUAAUCGAACUAAAAGCAAACACAAAUGAUGCACUUAACAACUUGACGAUAGCACUAGAAUCUUAUAGAGUCAAUAACGAUACAUUAUCAGUCAACGAAUUGCUCUGCAAUAAUAAUGAUGCUUGUAAUAAUGAAUGUAACUCUAGACUGAGCUGUCAAACACACAAUAAUAGCAUCACUUUCUCAGUCCCUGGUAGCUGUAGUGAGUAUGAACCGGCCAGUCAUAUUAUAAGGCAAGUUAAGGUAGUCCUGGUAGAGGAUUGGCAGGAGCAAAUUCAGUGUCAAUCUUGUUGGGAGACACAAUGGCACAAAUUCCUCUACAUCUCUCAAACUCAAUGCUGCAACAAAAUCAAAGUCCGAGUACUAGACAUGAGCCGAUACAAGAUACAAUACAUUAACAGUACAGCUAAUGAAUCAAAAUUACGACCAUGCAUUGUCAAUAAUAAUACUCAAUUAUAUGAUGCUUUGAACUGCAGAGAAGAGAUUUCUUGCUACCAUGAAAUUACAAACGCUUCUUGUUUUACUGAUUUAGCUGGCUGUUUACAAGAGCUGGGUGAGUCUUUCGCUACUAUUAAUUCUACUAUCAGCCAGCUGUACUCUACAUACCUGAAUGCCUUACUCAAGGAAGAAGAAAUGAAACUGAUCAUUGCCAGAAAAUAUGCCAAGGUUUAUAGACUGAGAGAGAACACAGAGUUUCUGGAGAGUUUGUUUCAUACAGCUAAUCAAAGUUACCACACUAAUGUUAAAGCAAACGAAACUCUAUUUGAAGAGACUGAUGCACUAAUUCCUUUUGUGAGCUCCUUUGACAGUCAACCAGUUACAGAAAUUGACAUCCUAGAAGUAACAAACAUCUCAUUUCAAUUCAUGCUCACAAACUACACUCCAGCUAUUCUACCAAUAGAAAUCAGCUAUUCAAUACUGGAUACUGGUGAGGAGCAUUCCUUUAUUGAGAUGGUUAACUUUUUGCAGCCACGAGAGCUCAUUCUCCGACAACUGUCAGGCAGUGUAUUAGAAUCUUAUGUAUUACUGGUAAGGGGGACAAGAAGGCAAAAACGGGACAAUCACGAAGCAAUGGCAUCCACUUUUUCCAGUUCCAUCAAGUUUCAUGACACUUGUCUUCAAAUUAAAGGCUCUAAUCUGUAUAUUAAACAAAUAUUGGAAUUAUUGGGUCAAUCCUUUGCUAAGUUAAAUAGCACAUUGAGUCUCAUUAAUGCUACUACAAUGAAACCCUAUACUAACGAGUCUCAUAAUGGUAUCUCUCCAAUUAUAGCUACUCAGUAUAACCUUAUCAAAGCAGACGUCUCCAAGCAAAGCCAUUCCAUGAUUGAACUAUUAAAAAACAACUCGUUUGCUUCAUGGCAGGCUCAGAUAGAAGCCAUCCACUCAAGCAUUGGUCCAUUAGAGCUCUUUGGCUGCUCAAGCUAUCUUGACUGCAUUGGUAGCAUUACUAAUCAACUAGAAGAUAUCUUAGAAGACACUGCUGAUGCUGUACAGGAGCUUAGUCAGUUGAGACAAAUAAAAGAUAUCAUACUACAAGUUGCCUAUAAUAAAAGUCUGUCAUACAAUGAAGCAUAUGAUGCUUUAAAGAAACUUUUAACAGUUACAGAGUCAAAUAUAGUAAUUGAUCAAUGGUGCACUGAGCCACCAAUUAUUACCACUCAUCCACCUUCAUCAGUCUCAAUUGAGAUUAAUUCAACCACUGAAUUAUCUUGCACAGCUAGCUCAAGUCUACUGUAUUACUGGGUCAAGGAUAACAUUACUAUACCAGGCUCCAACUCUAAUAGACUCAUGCUCACUAAUGUUGGGUUAGGGGAUGAAGGAGAGUAUUGGUGUGUUGCUGUCAAUGGUGCUGGCUCAUCAGCUUCAAUACCUUCACUAGUAAAUGUUAUUAUGAAGCCAAUAUUCAAUCUCACUCUACCAAGUCAUGCAUAUGUAUACGAGGAAGAUACAAGAGGGUUUCAGCUGACGUGUGAUGCGUACGGUAUUCCUGCUCCAGGCUGGAUGUGGUUUUAUAAAGAGAAUGAAGCUCAUAACUGGACUCUUAUAAGUAACAGCAACUCUAAUGUGCUAACUUUUAAUAAUAUAAGCUUUGAUGAUGAAGGAUGGUAUCAUUGCUUGGCUCUUAACCCUGCUGGUAAUGUCACUAGCACUCCAGUCUUUCUGAAUGUAUUGUCAGCUGUUACACCAACUAUACAAUAUGAAUUUGUUUUAAUGUUAAGUGGAGCAAGUGAAGAAUGGGUCCAGCCAAUUGUUGAUUUAUUGGUAUCGGAAACAAAUAUAUCAGGACUUGUUACUGCUGGUUCUCCUAUUGUAUUUAGUGGCAAUAUUACAUCCAUUUCAUUCAUCUUACAGAGUGACAAUACUAUAUUACUUGAAGGAAUGGAAAGUACCAAUAAUGAACUAGAUGAGCUUGCUAUACAAAUGAUGUCUAGUGCAUCACAGCUAGAGCAAGAUAAAGAGGCAUUGUUAUUAUUAUUGCAAAGAACCAAUCAAUUGACAUUUACUCUUGAAGACAGCACACAAAGUGUAUCUCUUAUCGAUUACACAGUUGGUCCAAGAACUUUUACCUGCUAUAAAGAAUAUCAAUUGGAUUCGGACCAUCUUACAUGUGUUGCUUGUAGGCCUGGGUCCUAUGGUCAGGUGUAUAUGAGGUCAUUUGUUGAGAGUGAGACAGUUGGAGAAUACAUAGAAGAGCUAGUACCACAGUGUUUAGAGUGUCCAGUAGGUACGUAUCAGGAAAACGAAGGGCAGAGUGACUGUGUGUCUUGUCCUGCUAAUUACAGCACGAGUAGAACUGGCUCUGUAUCAGUAUCAGAUUGUAAAGAGUUGUGCAGUCCACAUCAUUUCUCUCCCACUGGAUUGGGCCCUUGCUCUCCAUGCCCUCCGCUUACUUAUCAACAAUAUAUUGGACAAAGAAAAUGCUUUCCUUGUGGUAAUGAUACCAUGUUUGAUGCAUGUGUAAUACCAGUCAGCACGACUUCAAUAAUUAAAGCUAGCAAUACCGUCCCUACUAGUAAUACUAAUAUUGGGCCUAGUGAAUCUUCCAGUCGCUAUUAUACAACAGAGCAUCCCCCACGCUCUACUGUCAUUAAAAACUCAACAACAACAAUUUCUUCUAAAUCUCCAGUUCCCAGUGCAGUAGGGGUAGAGGGAAAGAGCAAUCAAUUUAGUACUGGAGCAAUCAUUGGAAUAAUAGUGGCAUUAGUAACUGUUGCCAUACUAAUAAUAAUUCUUAUUGUAGCUAUUGUCAUUACAAGGAGGAAGAAAGCGACACUGCGGCAGCAGGAAACGAGCAUUAAUCAACCAAGUUAUGAAGUCGAGCUAAAAUUUAAUGAUUAUGGGAGUCACAAUCCUAAGAAUUUAGAGGCUGAAAGUGAUGACCUUAAAUUAAAACAAGAUGAAGGAGCUGCUUCUCUCCACAUUGAUGAAUCACACAUAUAUGAAGAGCUACCACCGCCCAUAGAGGAAGAAAUAACUGAAGAAACAAUCAAAGAAUUAUUACGUCCACCUCUUCCUCCUCCUAAUAAUCCUUACAGCAGUAUUUAUGAUAAUGAUGAUGAUAUUAUGGAGAAAAAAUCACUAAAAGUGGCAGAUUUUUAUUCAUCAAGUGACAAGGAAUAUUAAUUGCAUCCGCUAAUUUAAGUACCCAAAUUUUUUAAAUAAAAACACUUAAAUUGUUUUAUGAUGUCCUUUGCUUUAAAAUUUUAUUGUGAGUCUUUUAAAAAUAUUUUUAAUAAUAACUCAUUUGUGAUUAAUUUUUGCAUUUAAAUUGAUGCUAACAUACAAUGACGUAAAAUACUAAAAA
This is a messenger RNA of Amphimedon queenslandica, 8992 nucleotides long. RefSeq lists its product as uncharacterized. Gene Ontology annotation, molecular function: calcium ion binding; zinc ion binding. Bases 169 to 8811 code for a protein of 2880 amino acids. The record is from RefSeq and is a predicted model, not a curated record. The transcript has 23 exons. Lineage: Eukaryota; Metazoa; Porifera; Demospongiae; Haplosclerida; Niphatidae.